UUAUCUUUCCCAAUUGUAGUUGUGAUUAUGUAAACUAUAAUUGGGCAAAUUUAUCUUUAAUUCGGCUAGUCCUCAAGUUGGUGAAAACAAAAAUCGAUUAGUUCGUUUUGCAUGAUGUAAAGACUGCGUUUUUAAGACAUGUCAUGGUUUGCAGUUUCUGGGAAACAGAAAUCGACAGACUAGUCAGCAGUGCAGCAGUUGACGAUCCCUCUAGGCGACGCAGUCAUGUAAUUGCAACAAUUUCUCAUGGCAUUAAGACGGCAGGUUCUUGGCUUAUACCGCUCACUGCUCCGCACUGCCAAGACGUGGGAAGCAGCCAGUGGUUUAGUUAACGAUACUAAAGAUGAGCAGCUCUACAUCCAUAAUGAAACAUGUACACUAUUCAAUAAGAAUAAACAGGUGACUGAUCCAGAAUUGAUUAAAGUCUACAUUCAGGAGGCAGAGACAAGAUUAGCCAUGGCAUUACACUACAGAAGCCCAUAUCCUCGACCGGUGAAUAUCCCACCGAUGGGUCUGCCAAAGUCUGUAAGUAAAGGAAAGAAGGCACAAGACAGACUGAGAAAGCAAGCCAAGCCUGUGUAUCUGCAAUCCCAUGAUGAAUACUGAUCGGUGUCAUGCUCCCUGUGUACAAUAACGGUUUACAAGCAGCAUUUCUCUUGAUCCUAAGAGGGACCAGACUGAUAUUUGCAUCCAAGCCUCGGUUUGGUUAUAUUGAUUUGAGUCUGAAGCUCAUUGCAGGCCUGGAGUUUCAACUUUGAGAGGUCAAAGCCAUUUUUGUUUUGCAAAGGCUACUUCCAUUGGAGAAUCUUAAAGUAUAAUAGACAACUUUUAAAGGGGCACCAAGGACAAGACCAGGGACAACAGAGGCCAUGCCUAUCAAACCAAUUAUCCUA
Molecule: messenger RNA, 893 nt
Organism: Asterias rubens (European starfish)
Lineage: Eukaryota; Metazoa; Echinodermata; Asteroidea; Forcipulatida; Asteriidae
Product: LYR motif-containing protein 1-like
Exons: 5
Coding region: 247-606 (119 amino acids)
Cellular component (GO): mitochondrion
Source: RefSeq, a predicted model, not a curated record